UAACCGGAAGCACAAAUAGAGCAUUUGUGGGAUGCGCGUCGCUUCGAGUUCUUCCUGGCGUAGUUAACUGGAAAAAAAUCGUCUGCCGGCAGUCCAGUGAUACAAGUUCGUGAUGACAGCUACACUUGGUCCAUCCGUCGUGUGUCGUGCAUGUGCUCACCCCUUGCGGCCAGGGAACUACUGUGAUUCGUGUUCGUGUGAGUGCACGCGAAAUGUUUGGUUGACCACACUGCUCUUCAUAAAAGCGAUUCUUGUCUUCAGUAAAACAUGGUAGAGGUGGGGAUCACUGUGGUGUACCUGCUGACCAUCAUGCCACUCGUCACCUGUGAACUCAUCGUCUAUCCCGUUGCUGACGAAGCGCCUACUUCUGACAAAUUUCAGGUCUACUUGACACAAGGUGGCCAACAGAAGCAGUCUCAUGUCUACAUCACCACAUCGGACCACAGGACCACUGAAGCUUCUCAUGUUAAAGGAGGUCGGUCCAUGUCCUGGACGUCCUUCGCCUUCACAGGGGGCAAGGUCACGGUGGAGGUUCACACGUCACGUGACUUCCAGAACUGCCUCGUGAGACCAAAGAGCUAUAGCUACAGCUGUCGCCGCACUGACAACAAGGUCGCCGUGUUUGAUGUCACUGAAAACACAAAAAUGAUGUCUGUGGAGUUUGACUACGACUACGGGUCCAGCACCGGCGGUCCCGAUAUCACAGACAAGCUGAUGGUCUUCGCGGAUCCUCCGGAAACCAAUCAACCCUCCAAGGCCAACACCUCAGUCUUGUACUACGAUGUCAAAGUUCAUGACCUUAACGGCCAGGUGGAACUUAACAGCAGCAUCAAGGAGGUGUACCUGGCCCCCGGGGCCUUCGUGAAGGGAGGAUUCACGAGCACGACCGAAAACCCUGUGAAGAUCCAUGGCAGGGGGGUGCUGGAUAACCGAGACUAUCAGUGGAGGGAUCCAAGGUUUUCAUACGCGGCAAUCAGCUUUAAGAAAGACAAAGCUCACAUCAUUGUAGAAGGCAUCACCAUCUCCGACCCAUGCCGCUUCUAUGUGAGGGCGCUGGGUACAAACAACAUCAUCAACAACGUCAAGAUGGUGGGUGCAUGGAUGUACAACAACGACGGCGUUGUGGUCGGCAGCAACGGCACAGUGGCGGACUGCUUCAUCCACGCCAACGACGACGCCAUCAAGCUGCACGGCUACAACAUCACAGUUACUCGCUGUGUCGUGUGGCAAGCCCAGAAUGGCGCCGUGUUUCAGACAGGAUGGUGGGACAGGACGGAGUUGCACAGCAUCAGGGUAUCGAACAUUGACAUCAUCCAUGUAGACUGGUGCACUUUCAAAAACUCUUCUUGCAACCUGUCCGUUAACAAAGCCGUCUUCAACCAUCCCGGAAACAUAACCAAGUCGAUGGACAUCUCCGAUGUGGUGAUGGAGGACAUCCGGGUGGAGGGCACCUGUCCUCGUGUAGUUUACUUGAGGAUGGAGCGAGGAACACGUGGAGUGAUAAAAAACAUUCGCUUUGUCAACUGGAAUAUCGAACGGCAGCUUGCCACCGACAAAUUCCAGAAUGAGAUUGAAGGAACUGAACCAGGCUCCGUUGAAGUGACAGACUUGCAGUUCAUCAACUUUCACAUCGGCGGCCGUUGUGCCUCCAGUGCUGCUGAGGCAGGCUUCCGUGUGGGCAAUAGCGAGGUCAACAACUUGACCUUUUGGUGUAUCGGCAACUCCGCUGUCCGCAACAAGAUGACGAUGGUCUGGACCACUGCAAUGGUGCAUUAUUUUAAACUUUACAAAUUUUUUUUGGCUGCAGUAUGUUAAACUUUGACUGGAGUAAAUGACCUGGCUUAAAAAGAUGGUUACGAACCACAAAAGGUAAGACAUAGUUUAAAGGACAAACAAAAGAUCAUUGGUUAGCAUCAGCAAUGUAAUAACUAAAAUAUAAAGAGUAAAUAAAACAUCAAGAUUCA
Molecule: messenger RNA, 1964 nt
Organism: Pomacea canaliculata
Lineage: Eukaryota; Metazoa; Mollusca; Gastropoda; Architaenioglossa; Ampullariidae
Product: dextranase-like
Exons: 8
Coding region: 268-1815 (515 amino acids)
Molecular function (GO): hydrolase activity, hydrolyzing O-glycosyl compounds
Source: RefSeq, a predicted model, not a curated record